CGCUAGUCCCAAAUUGAACGAUCCUGCUGCUGCAGCUCCAGCUUCUGACAAGAGAGAACAAGAACUACCUCCAGAACAAGGGUCCUCCGUUUCCGUUACAGCCGCUGGGCAGGCGCAGAAUUCCAACGCAGCAAAAAGACGAAAAGUGAUUAGUGAAAAUGAACUUAUCGAGAAACUAAUGUUGAAGCACCAGGACGAAAAACAAGAGUCUUCUACGCCUGUCGCGGCUCCACCAGACGAGAUGACGCGGCUCGAGGCUAAAGAAUUGGACGAAGUCGAGGUGCGGGAGAGCGUGAACGAGAUCAUUGAUGAAAUGAAUAUUACUCUCACGGCCGCGGAAGCGCAUGAGAUGAACGAUAUUAUUGAUGAAAAAGGUGGAGACGCGCCUUAUUUCGCGUCAGAGGCAAAUCUUGAAUAUGUAUCGGAUGAAGAUGACGAAGUCGAGGAAGAGGCCCAUAUCCAAAAAGACGCACCCGACGCCGAUGCUAGUGCCGAAGAUGUUGCUGUUCCGAUCGAAGACAAGGUUCUUGUUGUUGGUGACAAUGCAAGGCAACGGCCACCCUCGUCUAGCUCCAGUGUAAUACCAGAGGCUCCGAAAACGUACAUGAUGGGACCAUCUGCGGUCGCACAGACCAAGGCUAGAGGAGUUUCGAGCAGUAUUUUUGUACCACCUUCUAGUAAAGAAAUGUCUAAGAUAUCUUCGAAUUCGAAGGCUUCUUCCAUUGCCUCCAGUCCAUCUUGGAACAACAAACCACCUGGAGGUUCUACUCCUGCU
Molecule: messenger RNA, 775 nt
Organism: Amoebophrya sp. A25
Lineage: Eukaryota; Dinophyceae; Syndiniales; Amoebophryaceae
Source: the annotation of a GenBank genome assembly